AUGGUCCGGGAGACCAGGCACCUCUGGGUGGGCAACCUGCCGGAGAACGUCCGCGAGGAGAAGAUCAUCGAGCACUUCAAGCGAUAUGGACGUGUUGAAAGUGUCAAAAUUCUCCCCAAAAGGGGAUCGGAAGGCGGCGUGGCGGCCUUUGUGGAUUUUGUGGACAUUAAGAGUGCACAGAAGGCACACAAUUCUGUCAACAAAAUGGGAGACAGAGACCUUCGGACGGAUUAUAACGAACCAGGAACCAUUCCUAGUGCUGCUCGGGGAUUGGAUGAUACAGUUUCCAUAGCAUCUCGUAGUAGAGAGGUUUCUGGGUUCAGAGCUGGUGGUGGGCCCACGUAUGGCCCACCGCCAUCACUUCAUGCACGGGAAGGACGCUAUGAGCGGAGACUUGAUGGGGCUUCAGAUAACAGGGAGCGCGCUUAUGAGCCUAGUGCCUAUGGACACCAUGAACGUGGGACAGGAGGAUUUGAUCGCACGAGACAUUACGAUCAGGAUUAUUACAGAGAUCCUCGGGAACGAACUUUGCAACACGGACUCUAUUACAGUUCUCGGAGUCGCAGCCCGAGCCGCUUCGAUGCUCAUGACCCUCGUUACGAACCUCGGGCCCGGGAGCAGUUUACGUUGCCCAGCGUGGUACACAGGGAUAUCUACCGGGAUGACCUCACCAGGGAGGUCCGAGGUAGAAGGCCGGAACGGAGUUACCAGCACAGCAGGAGCCGGUCCCCCCAUUCCUCCCAGUCCAGGACCCAGUCUCCCCAGAGGCUGGCCAGCCAAGCGUCCAGACCCACUCGAUCGCCCAGCGGAAGCGGUUCUAGAAGCCGGUCUUCAAGCAGCGAUUCGAUCAGCAGCAGCAGCAGUACCAGCAGCGACAGCAGCGACUCUAGUAGCAGUUCCAGUGACGAAUCUCCAGCCCGUUCAGUUCAGUCAACGGCUGUUCCUGCCCCCACCUCCCAGUUGCUUCCACCUCUGGAGAAAGACGAACCCCGCAAAAGUUUCGGGAUUAAGGUCCAGAAUCUUCCUGUGCGUUCUACAGACACCAGCCUCAAAGAUGGGCUGUUCCAUGAAUUCAAGAAGUACGGGAAGGUGACUUCUGUCCAGAUUCACGGGGCCUCUGAAGAGCGAUACGGACUGGUCUUCUUCCGGCAGCAGGAGGAUCAGGAGAAGGCCCUAAACGCCUCCAAAGGAAAGCUCUUUUUUGGCAUGCAGAUUGAAGUGACUGCUUGGAUAGGGCCAGAAACUGAAAGUGAGAACGAAUUCCGGCCACUGGAUGAAAGGAUUGAUGAGUUUCACCCUAAAGCGACUAGAACUCUCUUCAUUGGUAACCUUGAGAAAACCACCACGUAUCAUGACCUUUGUAACAUUUUUCAGCGUUUUGGAGGAAUAGUGGAUAUCGACAUUAAGAAAGUGAAUGGGAUUCCUCAGUAUGCCUUCCUGCAGUUCUGCGAUAUUGCCAGUGUCUGCAAAGCCAUCAAAAAGAUGGAUGGAGAAUAUCUCGGAAACAAUCGCCUCAAGCUGGGCUUUGGGAAGAGCAUGCCUACCAACUGCGUGUGGCUGGACGGACUAGCAACAAGCCUCACGGAUCAGUAUUUGACGCGACAUUUCUGCCGCUAUGGCCCUGUAGUGAAGGUGGCGUUUGAUCGUUUAAAAGGCAUGGCUCUGGUUCUCUACAAUGAGAUAGAAUACGCACAGGCGGCUGUCAAAGAGACCAAGGGGAGGAAAAUCAGUGGAAAUAAAAUUAAGGUGGAUUUUGCGAACCGCGAGAGCCAGAUGUCAUUCUAUCAGUCUAUGGAGAAAACGGGUCAGGACAUUCGAGACUUCUACGAAAUGCUUGCAGAAAGAAGGGAUGAAAGGAGAGGCUCCUAUGACUAUGCUGCGGAUCGUACCUAUUACGAGGCUGUCCGGACACCGGGGACGUAUACAGAAGACCCUCGGAGGGAAUAUCCGGCUCGAGGCAGGGACUUUUACGCCGAUUGGGAGCCUUACCAAGGAGACUAUUAUGACCCACGGUAUUACGACGACCCCCGGGAAUACCGAGACUACAGGGGAGACCCUUACGAGCAAGACAUCAGGGAGUACAGCUACCGUCAGCGUGAGCGCAAGCGGUUUGACUCUGACCGAGAGCACGAAAGGAGGCCCUUGGAAAGGAGCCAAAGCCCCGCUCAUUCCCGUCGGCCACAGAGCCCCAGCGCCUCACCUUCGCAGUCCGAGCGGCUGCAGAGCGACUCCGAGAGGCGGAUCUACAGUCGCUCUUCUGAGCACAGUGGCAGCUGCAGCUCCCUUUCUCCGCCCCGCUAUGACAAACUGGACAAAGGACGCCUCGAGCGAUACGCCAAAAACGAAAAACCCGAAAAAGAGCGUGCUUUUGAACAAGAGCGGCCGGAGAAAGACAAGCGCCUGGUGAGGAAAGAGAAGACGGAGAAGCUUGAAAAAGAGAAGACGGAGAAGCAGAAGCGCAAGGCCAAAGUGCAUUCUCCCAGCUCUCCGUCUUCGGAAACCGACCCGGAAAACGAAAGGGACCCCAGCCCUGAGAAACCGAAAGGCAGCAGCAAGCAGAGCCGGGAAAGAGCCGAGAGGGAGGGGGCUGCUAAGAACCGCCUGGAUCUCAUGCCGUGCGUGGUACUGACCCGAGUGAGAGAAAAGGAAGGGAAGGUCCUCGACCAGCUUCAGCUGGACAAAGUAAGAGGGAAGCUGGAGAGCGACCCCAUCAAGGCCCUCUUGCCUGAUCAGAAAAUGCAGAUUUCCCAGGUGGAUCAGACCAAGUCGGACCCGCUGAAGCUCGACUCCAUCAGAACCAAAGUGCCCAAAGAGAAGGUCCUGGCCAGCCAUAUUGAGGUGGUGGAGAAAGAUGGGAAACUGAAGCCUAAGAAGCACCUGAAGGCAGAUCCAUCCAGUGAAGUGGCCUAUCCGGUGGACCUAGAAAAGCUGGAGGCUCGCAAAAGACGUUUUGCUGAGGCAAACCUAAAAUCUGACAAGCAAAAAAUGGAAAUCAAAAGAAGCAUUCAGGAGGAGGAGGAAGGCCGGGUCUUUUUGAAGAAGCAGAUUGAUGUGGUGGAAACUGAAAGGAAGCCCCUGAGAAAAGAGGCCAUUAAAAGGGAAACUAGGAAAAUCAAGCUGGAAAGACUUAUUAGCAUGGCCAGUCCCAAAGACACUACAGAGCCUGCCAGCCUUUCAGUAGGCCUUGCUUCCCGGCCUGUUCUAGAGCUCCAGGUUAGGCUGGGGGAGGCAGCUGAGGCCCUUGAGAUCUCCUCCAAAAAGAUAAAUUCCAUAAAACUGCACCACAAACAUGCACAGCUUUUAGAUGACCAGGGAGCGGAGAGGGAUGAGAUUUGGAGAAACUACUGCAGUCUUCCCGAAGAAGUGUGUGACCGUAAAGGGGCCCAGGAAAAGCCUCAUUCCUCAGACGUCGAAGAGAAAAUUCCCAUUGACAUUGAUCACACCCAGAGCUACCGAAAACAAAUGGAGCUAAGCCGGCGGCUAAAGCAGCAAAUGGAAAUGGAGUCUGCCAAACACGAGAAGUUUGGCAGUCCCAAAAGGGACCUGGAUGACUUUGAGCGGCGCAGUCUGGUGCAUGAAGUGGGGAAGCCCCCACAAGAUGUGACGGACGACUCCCCUCCAAGUAAGCGGAAGAAAUCCUGCGAGGCCUUUGAGUUUGAGAUCAGCACCAAGAGGGAGAGAAAUUACCGAAGCUCCCGCCAGGUGAGUGAAGACUCUGAGAGAACUGCCAUUUCUCCUGGCCUGAGACCUUUCCCGUUCCACGAGGAGGAGGAAGUGUUGGAUUCCCCAAGGCUGAUUCCUUUCAAAGACGCUAAAGAAUCCCCUAGAAUGGAAGAAAAGGGGCCUCCGUAUUCAAAUGUGCCCAUGACGGAAGAUGCCUUGAAAUUUAACCCUUAUGACUCUAGCAGGAGGGAGCAGAUGGUCGAGAUUGCUAAACUGAAGCUCUCCGCCUUGACUUCAGAGGAGGAAUCAACCCGAUGGGACUCUCACGUGAAGCAAGAACCCGGGCGGGUGGACAUUAGCUUCCCAAGUAGCAUCGUCAAACGGGACAGUAUCCGAAAGCGAUCCAUCCGGGAUCUGGAACCGGGGGAGGUGCCCUCCGACUCAGAGGAAGAGGGCGACUCGAAGCCCCACUCUCCUAGGCCGUCGUCUUUCCUGGAGGGCUCCAGGUUGUCUUUUUUAUUACGAGACAGGGAAGAGAAACUACGUGACCGAGAGGAGCGGUUGCCGACUUCCUUAGAGAGGAAUAAAUUUUACUCUUUCGCUUUGGACAAGACAAUCACACCAGAUACAAAAGCCUUGCUCGAGAGAGCCAAGUCCCUCUCUUCGUCAAGAGAGGAAAAUUGGUCUUUCCUCGACUGGGAUUCAAGAUUUGCUAGUUUUAGAAACAAUAAGGAUAAAGAGAAAGUGGACUCUGCGCCGAGGCCGAUCCCUUCAUGGUAUAUGAAAAAGAAAAAAAUCAGACCAGACUCAGAAGGGAAGUUGGAUGAUAAGAAGGAGGAUCAUAAAGAAGAAGAACAGGAAAGGCAGGAGCUCUUUGCUUCCCGUUUUUUGCACAGCUCAAUUUUUGAACAGGAUUCUAAGCGCCUGCAGCACUUAGAAAAGAGAGACGAAGAGCUUGACUUCCUUUCGGGCAGAUUGUAUAGCAGACAAGCAUCUCUGGAUGGGACCAACAGCAUCUCAGACUUCAUGCCGGAACCCGUGGUUCUCUUCCACAGCAGGUUCAUGGAGCUCACCCGAAUGCAGCAGAAGGAAAAGGAAAAAGACCAGAAGCCCAAAGAAGCCGAAAAACAGGAAGACAAGGAAAACAGGCCCAAGACUCCUGAAGCCGGGUCUGAGCAUCACGAGCCAGAGCAUAAAUCGCCCAUUUGUGUGGGACCCUUGCCAGUUUCCCACAUUCCCCCCGAACCCCUGCCUCUUUGUCCAGAGAAAGCCGGGAGUGAGAAGCCUCUCGUGGAGGGGCCUCUUCCUUUGAGGGCGGAAAAGUCCCUAGAGCCUGGGCCUGCGGUGCUCCCUGAAGGGUUCAAGGCCCUUCCGGAGGAGCUUCUGCCUGUUAAAAUUGACUCUCUUGAGUACCUCGAAGUCCCUCCCUUGGCGGAUCACAGCAAAGACAGUGCCCUUUCCGUGGCAGCUCCCGAGGAAGACUCCAGAGCCCUCGAAAACCAUUCCUGUUUGGACACUAAACCGCCCACCCCCGGCUCUUCCUUCUCCCAAGCGCCUCUCGGGACAGACCCAGAAGCUGAACUGGGCUCGCUGCCGCACAAAUUGACAGCUAAAUCUGAGGUGCUGCCUGAACCUAAAGAAGACCUUUCCCCCCCAGCCAUUAUCGUGGAGUCUGGAGCAGGCCAGAAAGCGGAAGCCCUGGCUGAGGUCCUGCCUACCGUUUCUGAUACAGAGAUGGAAGCCGAGCCCCCCGUGGUAGCGAAAGACAAAAAGUUGUAUAAAAACAGACGUUCGAAAACCCCUGUUCAGUCUAUAGUGGCCAGUGUGGCAGAGAAACCGGCCACAAGGAAGAGUGAAAGAAUCGAUCGAGAGAAGCUGAAACGUUCCGCCUCCCCCCGGGGGGAAACUGUGAAGCUGCUGGAACUGAAGGUGGAAACGGAGAAGGGCUCAAGAAACGCCACUAAGUCUCCAAGUGCUGCGGUGGUGGCAGAACCAGAAAACCCGGAGCCCAGUUUGCCAGUGGGCCGAACCAGGCGCAGAAAUGUGAGGUCUGUCUAUGCAACCAUGGGAGAUCACGACCUGCCAUCGUCGAUUAAAGAGGCCGUGGAAGUCACCAGGCCAACCAGGAAAAGGAUUGAACGAGAACCCCCAGACCCGACAACUAUUCCCACUCCCCCCAGAAGAGGCCGACCUCCCAAGGCAAGGCGCAAACCCGAGGAAGAAGUGUCUCCUGUCAAGGUUGAACCAGCGCAGUCACAGGAGGCAGAAGAAGUCGAAGGGAAAGAGACAGUAGACAUCCCGAAGCCGGUGGAGGGGUGGCGCUCACCCAGAUCGCAGAAACUGCUCCACAGCCAGACACUGGUGGCUAAAAAGGGGAAGAACGAGCCUAAGGUAGAGGCGUCCCCGGAGCCCGAGGAGUCCCUUGAUCCGCCCAGCCAAGGGCCACACAUCAGCGAGAACUGUGGCAAGCUCAAGGCAGAGAAGGAGACGAUCCCACAAGAGCCAAAGCGAGAGCGGAAGGAAGUGGAGAUGUCUAAAAAUACCUCCGAAGGCUGCCCUGUUGAAAUUGUUGAAAGGAAAUUUAUUCCAGAUAAAGCUACCAAGGCCAAAAGGGGACGGUCCAGGAGCAUCAAGGCUGUCGAUAAAGCAUCUCUGAUUAAAAGCCUAAAAAACAUCGAGAUCCGUCUUAACGUGGAUGAAGUGAAAGGGGCGCUACGGCCCAGCGAGGAGGAAGGGGAGCUCUUGCCCCCCUUCCCAGCCAAAAGCAAAAGCCCCCUAAAAGAAGACAAACUCUCUCCACAGCUCCCAAAGAACGAGGCCGAAGACCCUCUCCAGGACACCAGGAAAGAAGCCGCCGGCGAAUCGGCCCAGCCUCCCGAGGCUGACCAGCUGGCCAAGCAGAUUGAACUUGAGCAGGCCGUGCAGAACAUCGCCAAGCUGACGGAAGGCCCAGCGAUUGCGGCCUACAAGGAACAACAGGCGGCUGAGGUGUCCGAAGUUCGCCAGGAGGAAGAAGGUGAUAAGCCCGCCCACCAGGCCAGCGAAACGGAGCUGGCGGCUGCCAUAGGGUCCAUCAUGAAUGACAUCGGUGCCGAGGGAGAAGGCUUUGCCGCUCCACCGACAUACCCUCCUGAGCCCGAGGCAGACCUGCCCAGCGAACCCUUGGUGUUGCCUUCUGCUCGAGAGGACAUGGAGCCCGAGACAGACCAGGCAGUCAGCAAUAUCUUAGAAGCAGAAGCUGCCUCAGGAGAAACGCCAGGCCCCGGCUCAGCUGCAGGGACGGAAAGCAAAGAAGCCGAAGUCAGCCUAAGUGAAUCCUCCAAUUCUGCUCAGGAGGCAGAAACCUCCCAGGAGGCGGAAGGCUCUCGGAAGGAGCGCGGACGCCAGAAGUCCACACGGCUCAGGCGCAAGCGGAGCACCAGCAAGAAAGAACUGGCGGAAUUUAGGACGCUUGAGCCUGAAAGAGCCCAGAGCAAAUCCCCCAGUGUCCCAGAAGCAACGGGGACCCCCGAAGGGGCCAUGUCAGAUGACAGCCAGGGAAAAGCCUUCCCACCGGCAGCCCCCUCCCGCCUGGUAAUUCCCCAGGCAAGCAUGGCUGGAUCCCCAGAGGCAGCUUCGCAGGACCCCCUUACUGAGAGGGGGCCCAGUCCCUCAGAUGGGUUGCUCCCCUCGGUUCCCGUGGACGAGGGAAGUCAGUGCAGAUUCCGACUGAAGCCGGCAGCCGAAAGCCUUCCCGUUCCCCCUCCGGAUGGCCCCCCAAGCGCACCUUUGCCCACAGUUCCCGCUGCGUCAGCAGUGAAGCUUCCCCCCGUGGUCCAGGCUGGCGUGGUCCCUCUGCAUCCCAGCACCACCAAGGUGACCGAGUGGAUUGUGAAGCACGAAGAGGCUCGGUCCCGCUCCACCCCACCGCCAGCUCUUCCCCCUGACACGAAAGCAUCGGACAUAGACCCCAAUUCCAGCACUUUGCGCAAGAUCCUGAUGGAGCCCAAGUACGUGCCUGCCACCGGUGUGGGCGCCUCCACGCAUGUCACCACAGCUAUAGUUGAACCCGUGAGCGCCCCUCGUGUGGAGGAAACGCCCCCUCGCCCUCCGGCAGACGUUUCCAGGCCGGGUCUCGGAGAGAAGUCCCCCGUUCCUACUGCAAACAACGUGGAACUGCCAGUUGCAGAGGCCCCCAUUUUGGCCGAGAAAGAGAAGACGGUUGCUGUCCUGACCCCCAAGGCGACUUCCGUGAUCAGCAGGAUGCCCCACAACAUUGACCUUGAGGAGACUCCCAGGAUCACCCUGGUGAAACAGGCCUCCCAGCCCCAGACGUGCCUGGUCACCGCCGUUUCCCCCAAAUACAAGCAGAGGCCCAGUCCCAACGACAACAGCAGGUUCCACCCGGGCUCCAUGGCUGUGAUUGAGGACCGGCCGGUGGAAACGGGCUCCAGCCCAGGCCUUCGCGUCAACACUUCCGAAGGUGUGGUGCUCCUGAGCUACUCGGGACAGAAGACGGAAGGCUCCCAGAGGAUCAUUGCAAAAAUUAGCCAGAUUCCCCCAGCCAGUGCAGUGGACAUUGAAUUUCAGCAGUCUGUGUCCAAGUCCCAGAUUAAGCAGGAGUCCCUCGUUCCCUCUCAGUCGAUGCCAAAGGGCUCCCCGGCACCUGUGGGGUACGGGAGCUCCUCUACCCCGGCCUUGGUCCUGGGGGGCCAGCAGUACAACCCUUCCCCUGUGCUUCCCUCCGUCAAGCCAGAGCGCGGCAGCAGCAGCAGCAGCUCGGAAAAGUCAGAUUCUGUCCAGGCAGCUGCUGCUCAGUCCUGCCCAGUGAAAGUGCUUUCCUCUCAGUCGGCCAACACUCCCUCCAUCCUGGUGCAUAACCAGAUGGUCCUCUCUCAAACCAUCGCCUCUUCCACCAAGAAGCUUCCGGAUCCUACGUCUCUGAAAGGGGAGAGCAAACCCCUUCAGCCCUCCAACCUGAGCCCCGGGGUGGGUCCUCACCAUCCUUCCUUGUCUGGCAAGUUGUACCCUGAAGCCAACCAUGUGAGCAGCGGGCCGGGAGGUCCUGCCGACAGAGCCGUGUCUCACUUGGGGGUGGCCAAGCAGGAGCCGCUCUCCCCCCGCACCAGCGGCCACUCACCAUCUCCCUUCCCGAGAGCUUGUCACCCCGGGGGCCCUGCUUCCCCAGCGUUGUCAGGGAACAACUCCAUGCUGGGCCUUCAAGGCUCCCCUUGUCCAGGGAUCCCCAUGCCCCAGUACAUCUCCAGCAUGCACCCAGAGCAGUCCGUCAUCAUGCCCCCACACAGCGUGACCCAGACGGUGUCCCUGGGGCACCUCUCCCAGGGCGAAGUGCGCAUGAACACCCCUCCGCUGCCUGGCCUUUCCUACAGCCUCCGCCCCGAGGCCCUGCACUCGCCCAGGGCCCCUCUGCAGCCGCAGCGCUCCAGCACUCCCCAGCCGGCCCCCAUCAGGGAGAUGGUCAUGCCGCCUCUGUCUUCCCAGCACGCCUCCGAGGAAGAGAUGCACUACCACCACCCGGCGUGCCGGGGCUCGGCCCCCGUGCAGUCUGACGUGCUGGUCAUGCAGCCGGACUACCGUGUGCAUCCAGCGGGCAUCCGGCUCGACCAGUACAACGUUCCUCGCGAUGUGAGAGUCAUGAUGCACCCGCACAUGGCCGGAGUGGGCAGCGAGCAUCACCCAGAGCCUCGGCAGUCCAGGACGCCGGAAGGAAGGUCCGUGAAAACGCCUCCGUCCACCAAGGCAGGCAAAGAGACGCCCAAGGCCUCCGAAGUCAAGAUGGCCCACUCACCCCACAGCGAAUCCCGCCUCCUCAGUGGCCAGCUCCCGGGACUGACCUUGAGCCAGCCGGUGGUCGUGCCUCACGGGGUGCAGAUGAUGCACCCCAGCGGGACCACCUUCCACGAUUAUCGGCCGGUGUACGGGGACAUGCGAAGCUACCACCCAGCAGCUCAGCUUGGCCACCCUCCGUUUUCUGGGGGAUCACCGAUCGGGCUUCCUUCCCGGAGCAUGACCCCCUCCCAGGGUCUGCCUGAAGGGGAACAUUCGCACCCCAACCAGCCAGCUCACAGCAAAACUCCUCAGAUCUCCCAAGAGCCUAAAGGAGCCCAGGCCACAGGGCCAGACCCUUCCCUCCAUCCAGCGGUCAAUAGGCAUGUCCAACAGAUGGAGCCCCACUUGCUCCCGAGCCAGACCUCCUCCUACCCUUCUCCCGUCGCCACAUCCGUGAAGCAGGAGCUCCCCUCUUCCCAUCAGGCUCAACUUCCGAAGCUGGCCCUUUUUCCAACCACGGCUGGGCCCGGGGCAACUCCGGGACUGACCUUAGCCCGGUCCGAAUCGCAGUCGGCCUUGAAGCAGGACUCUGCUGGUCACCCAGUUGCCCAAAGACCAGUGGACAUGGUCCAGCUGCUGACGAAGUACCCCAUUGUGUGGCAGGGGCUGCUGGCCUUGAAGAACGACACCGCAGCUGUUCAGCUGCACUUUGUUUCCGGGAACAACGUCCUGGCACACCGCUCCUUGCCAGCCCCGGAGGGCGGCCCUCCCUUGAGGAUCGCCCAGCGGAUGAGGCUAGAAGCCCCGCAGCUGGAAGGGGUGACCCGCCGGAUGAUGGUGGAAAGUGACUACUGCCUGCUGCUGGCUCUGCCUUGUGGCCGAGACCAAGAGGACGUGGUGAACCAGACCGAGUCGCUCAAGGCAGCCUUUAUUAGCUACCUUCAGGCCAAGCAAGCCGCCGGCAUCAUCAAUGUUCCCAACCCCGGCUCCAACCAGCCUGCUUACGUUCUCCAGAUCUUCCCGCCAUGUGACUUCUCCGAGAGCCACCUCUCCCGCCUGGCCCCGGACCUCCUGGCCAGUAUCUCCAACAUCUCUCCCCACCUGAUGAUUGUCAUUGCGGCGGUUUGAAUGACUCAGCGGGAAACGGACAGUUGCCCUCCCUUGGCCCUGCGGCAGGAGGAGAGAGAGAAAGUGAACAAAGGAAGAAGGGACCGGAUCCUGCCAUCCUGCCGGGCCUCCGUCGAACCCUCGUGGCAGGCAGGCGGAAGUCGGGGUUGGUUCCCACGGCCUGGAAUGUUUACAGAUGGGCUUCGAUGAAGAUGGACCUUGGAGGCACCCCGGGGGCAGGCUGAGCCCAGGUGGUGGUCUCCUCCUGGGCCUGCUUUUUUUGACCGCUAACUACGAGGGAAAAAAAAAUGAGGAAGAGGAGGAACCGGAAC
Molecule: messenger RNA, 10871 nt
Organism: Notechis scutatus (mainland tiger snake)
Lineage: Eukaryota; Metazoa; Chordata; Lepidosauria; Squamata; Elapidae
Gene: SPEN
Product: spen family transcriptional repressor
Molecular function (GO): RNA binding
Source: RefSeq, a predicted model, not a curated record